Messenger RNA from Lagopus muta (rock ptarmigan), 1379 nucleotides. It is a transcript of the gene OTX1, whose product is annotated as orthodenticle homeobox 1. The transcript has 3 exons. Gene Ontology annotation, cellular component: nucleus. Gene Ontology annotation, biological process: regulation of transcription by RNA polymerase II; multicellular organism development. The coding region runs from base 43 to 1047 and encodes 334 amino acids. NCBI's taxonomy places the organism in Eukaryota, Metazoa, Chordata, Aves, Galliformes, Phasianidae. The record is from RefSeq and is a predicted model, not a curated record. Gene Ontology annotation, molecular function: DNA-binding transcription factor activity, RNA polymerase II-specific; RNA polymerase II cis-regulatory region sequence-specific DNA binding.
CUUUCCUGCGGGACGUCGGAGGAAACCCGCCCGGCUGUUAGCAUGAUGUCUUACCUCAAGCAGCCCCCGUACGGCAUGAACGGGCUGGGGCUGCCGGGCCCGGCCAUGGACCUGCUACACCCCUCCGUCGGGUACCCGGCCACCCCGAGGAAGCAGCGCCGGGAGCGCACUACCUUCACCCGCUCGCAGCUGGACGUGCUGGAGGCCCUGUUUGCCAAGACUCGCUACCCCGACAUCUUCAUGCGGGAGGAGGUGGCCCUGAAGAUCAAUCUGCCCGAGUCCCGAGUGCAGGUCUGGUUCAAGAACCGCCGCGCCAAGUGCCGGCAGCAGCAGCAGAGCGGCGGCGGAGCCAAGAGCCGCCCAGCCAAGAAGAAGUCAUCGCCGGCCCGUGAGAGCUCAGGCUCGGAGAGCAGCGGGCAGUUCACGCCGCCGGCGGCCGCCUCCAGCUCCUCUGCCUCCUCUUCCUCCUCCAGCUCGGCCUCUUCAGGGGCUGCAGUGGCAGCCGGGGCUGCCCCGGCCUCCUUGGGCACGACGGCCUCGUCCAUCUGGAGCCCGGCCUCCAUCUCUCCUGGUGCAGCCCCGGCGGGGGUGACGGUGCCUGAGCCCCUGCCGCCCGCCGGCGCGUCCUGCAUGCAGCGUGCGGGGCCCGCAGCCUCCGCCAGCUACCCCGUGUCCUACGGCCAGGGCGGCGGGUACGGGCAGGGCUACCCCGCACCGCCCUCCUCGUCCUACUUCGGGGGAGUGGAUUGCAGCUCCUACCUGGCCCCCAUGCACUCCCACCACCAUCCCCACCAGCUCAGCCCCAUGGGUCCCUCCUCGGUGCCGGGCCACCACCAUCACCACCCUCUGAGCCAGAGCUCAGGCCACCACCACCACCACCAUCACCACCACCACCAGGGCUACGGUGGCACCGCGCUGCCCUUCAACUCCUCCGACUGCCUGGACUACAAGGAGCCGGCCGCCGCCGCCUCCUGGAAGCUCAACUUCAACUCCCCCGACUGCCUCGACUACAAGGACCAGGCCUCCUGGCGCUUCCAGGUCUUGUGAGGGCCCGGCCCCACACCGACCCCCACCCCAGGCCUCCUCCCCGCUUCGGCAGCGGCCCCGUCUCUCCUGACUGAUAUUUAUUUGCGUCCCGCGCCCCUCCGGCCGGGUUCUUAUAAUUAUUAUUUUUUUAAACGGAACGGAAGAGGACUUGGAACACAAAAACCCAAAGGCUCCCUGCUCCUGGUUGGCCGCGCUCCUGGGAUGGAUGAACACCGGCUCCAGCCCAGCGCUGCAGCCGUUCCCUUCAGCUGAUGCUCCUGGGCCACCGUCAAUGGCGAUGAACCCAAUGCAAAAAUGCAACUUUAACAUUUCCUUCUUCUUUUUUUUUUUUU